AUGAACCUCAAUAUGUCUGAGCAGGAUAUUCACAAUUCCAACAGCUGCUACAUAGAAGGAGACAAAACACAUCAGCUUCCCAUGCACCUGAAAAAACAUUUCUUUGAGAACUCAGUGUCAUCCUAUUCCAGCAGGACCAUCGUUUCACAGUUUUUGGACAAAGCUACGAAGAAAAAUAACUCAACAGAUCAAGAGUUUUUCUUUUCGGCAAGGAAUAUGCACCAUUCCACCACAGAACCUUUUCAGGAGGACAGCAGCAACUGCUCCAAAGAUAGCAUACAGGAACUUGGCUCACCUUUCAGUCAGCACCUCACUGUGAAUAACAGUGAAGGGGAUCGAUUGCUUGACAAACACUUGCAAGCAAAGAGGGCAAGAGUUGAGAACAUUAUCCGAGGGAUGAGCAGUUCUCCAAACACCAUCCACCUCAACAGUGAGCUUGAGAGGGACUGUGGCCAACGGCAUGUAAGUUUGGGAGACAAAUACAAAGAGAAUAAACGGAAGCAGAGACUUCCUCAACAGCAGCAAAAGCGGGAGGAGAAUCCCAGGAAAGUUCCCAAAUUAACUUCAUCCCUAAAGAAGCACAGGCAAGAUGAGUGCCAUCGAUUGAAGCAGCAGCUGCAGGAUAUGCAGGGAAAACUCCUUGAACUGCAAGAAAAGUUUUUCCAGGUAUAUGAUGCCAGUGAAUCAGAACAAGAAGACCAGGAGGACAUAUCGGAUUGUAGCUUCCACUUGGGUGACCGUGAUUGCAGUGUAGACAAUGGAGAAAAUACUCCAGAAAGAUACCUUUCAGACGUGGACCAAGGUCUUUCUAUUGACUAUGUUCAAUCAUUUGGCCAAGAGGAAGAACUGACAACAGGCAAGGAUGUGAACAAACAUCAAGAUAUAGACAGAAAAUUUAACAAUCAUAAUCAUUUUUCUUUCUCUCUUGUCAAGGGUGAAUAUCUCGCAGAGGCCCUUAAAUAUGAAUUAACCAAUGCAGUGGCUCACAUUGUAGACUCAGCAGUGCAGUUGUUCUCUGUUAAACCUUCAAGUAUCUCUUCUCGAUCACUUCAAAGCUUGCCAGCCUCUCAGCCCAAGAGUGUUACACCUAAUGAGAACACAAACUUAAGGACUGCCAGUCAUGAGUUUCGGUGCCCUCAAGAUUCAAUGAUGAUGCACAGAUAUUUUGACAACUCUCAAAACACUCAUACCCUUGAUAUUCAGGAUCAGACAGAAGCAAUUCCACUGGUAGUGAGAAAAUCAUCCCAAAACCAACCUAGCAUUGUUAGCCCAGUUAUUAAACAAGCUUGCCACAUGGCUAAUAUCAAGCCACCUUUAACAUUAGCUCUAGGUUCGCAGAUGCCUCUGACAGAAUUGUCUGAGCCUCUAUUGAGAUAUGAAGUGCACAGUGACAUAGGACAUAGCGUCUCAGCUACAGCGAAGGACACUGCAUCUUCUGAAUCAACACAUCUUUCAUGGGACACAGUCAAACUGAGGUCAAAGGUUACCUCACAUCAUACAGUAAAUCAGCCGUACCCAUACUAUCGUCAAAAUCCAGCAGAGAAUAUUUGUCUUUCUCGCAUCAAGUCUGAAUGUGGAGAAUUGCAUUCCAUGGCAGAUGUCACUCCAUACAAAUCAGUUAACAUUCAAGAGGGACUGACACCCAAUCACCUGAAGAAAGCCAAGCUGAUGUUCUUCUAUACCCGUUACCCCAGCUCAGCCACACUGAAAACAUACUUCCCUGAUGUUAAGUUUAACAGAUGCAUCACAUCUCAGCUCAUCAAAUGGUUCAGCAACUUUCGAGAGUUUUACUAUAUCCAGAUGGAGAAGUUUGCCCGACAGGCUGUAAACGAUGGCACGACCAACGCCAAUGACCUAAAAGUUACGAGAGACUCCGAACUAUACCGUGCACUCAAUGUGCACUACAACAAAGCCAAUGAUUUUCAGAUUCCCAAGCAGUUUUUGGAAGUUGCGGAGGUGACACUUCGAGAAUUUUUUAACGCCAUCUAUUCUGGGAAAGACUCAGACCCUUCCUGGAAGAAAAGCAUUUAUAAGGUGAUCUGUAAACUGGACAGCGAGGUCCCCGAAGCAUUUAAUUCUCAGGGGAGCCUGCAAGACAUCCUGUAUAAUUAG
This is a messenger RNA of Carcharodon carcharias (great white shark), 2112 nucleotides long. RefSeq names its product prospero homeobox 2 (gene prox2). The transcript has 4 exons. Gene Ontology annotation, molecular function: RNA polymerase II cis-regulatory region sequence-specific DNA binding; DNA-binding transcription factor activity, RNA polymerase II-specific. The coding region runs from base 1 to 2112 and encodes 703 amino acids. Gene Ontology annotation, cellular component: nucleus. The record is from RefSeq and is a predicted model, not a curated record. Gene Ontology annotation, biological process: regulation of transcription by RNA polymerase II. Lineage: Eukaryota; Metazoa; Chordata; Chondrichthyes; Lamniformes; Lamnidae.